Molecule: messenger RNA, 1713 nt
Organism: Plasmodium vinckei vinckei
Lineage: Eukaryota; Apicomplexa; Aconoidasida; Haemosporida; Plasmodiidae
Product: phosphodiesterase gamma, putative
Exons: 6
Coding region: 1-1713 (570 amino acids)
Biological process (GO): signal transduction
Molecular function (GO): 3',5'-cyclic-nucleotide phosphodiesterase activity
Source: RefSeq, a predicted model, not a curated record
AUGAAAAGUUAUAUCCUAACAGACAACAUAAAAAGCAUUUCAUCUAUUAUAUAUAUUUUUUUUAUUAGUAUCUUUAUGAUAAUAUCAGCUCUUGUAGGAAGUCUUUUUAUUUUUAUUAUAAGAUAUAUUAUUGAGAUUCAAAGGCGUUUAUCAUUUCAUAGUUGGAACAAACAGACCAAACAAAUUAUAAAACUAAAAAAAACUCUAAGGGAAGAGAAACAAAAACUAUCAACUACAAAUAUUGAAGAAAUUUAUAACUUAAUUAACGAUUCCAUAGGAAAUUGUUACAAUGAGGACAAAAAAGAAAAGGAGACAAAUUGGAACAUUGUGAACAAUUUGGAAAAAAUUUUAAAUAUUUUAAAAGAGGAUAAUUUAUUUUCUCCCGAUUUAAAAACUAUAAAUAAAAAGAGUUAUAACCAUAUAUAUGGUUAUAUUAUGGAUUUAAAAAAAGACAAAGAAAUAAUAAAUGAUAAAAUCGAAUCUAAGGAAGAUCUAGAGACAGAAUCCGAAUCAUGUUGUGCGAACGAGGGUCCUGAUGAAUCAAAGGAAGGAUCACAAAUUGAAUCGAUAUUCGAAUCAAUCUCAGAUUUUAAACUUAAGAGAAAAUCAGAUUUGACAUACGCAAGCAGCUAUGAAGAAAAAGGGAACAAAAAUUUGAAAUAUGAUUUUAACAUGAACAUGGAUAAAGAAAUUAUCGAUAUUGACACAUGGAACACCAACUUUUUGGAUCGGAAAACACCAAAUAGUGAUGCAUUUAUUAAAAUUGGAUAUAUUUUAUUGAAUAAAUAUUAUACUUCUAAUCAAAAUAUACCUGUUAAAACUUUGUACUCCAUGCUUUAUGAAAUGAAAAAAGGAUAUAACGACGUUCCAUACCACAAUUCUAUCCAUGCAGCUAUGGUAACGAAACAUUGCAGCAUAUUAAUCACGAGUUUAGAUACUGUAAAUAUAUUAAAAGAUAACGAAAUGGCCGCUUUCUUAAUAUCUGCUUUAGGGCAUGAUAUAGGACAUUUUGGAAGAACAAACAUGUUCCUCAAGAAUUGCUCAAACUUUUUGAGCAUAAUUUAUAAUGAUAAAUCAAUAUUAGAGAAUUAUCAUUGCUCAUAUCUAUUUAGCAUAUUAAGUAAAGAAGAGCAUAAUAUUUUCAAAAAUGAAGAUUUAAAAAUACUAACAAACCUGAGACAACAAAUAAUAGAAGUAAUUUUAGCAACUGAUAUGAGUAAGCAUAUUAAAAUAUUAGCGCAGUUUAGAAUUAAGUCAAUUAAAAUAAAAUCUUAUAUUGAAAAAAAUAUUGUCCUUUGUUUAAAAAUGAUAAUAAAAGCUGCUGAUUUGUCUCAUAAUUCUGUUGAUUGGAGUGAGCAUUAUUUAUGGGUCAAAAGAUUAGUAAAUGAAUUUUAUUUAGAAGGAGAUGACUUAUUAGAAAGAGGUUUUGAACUUAACCCAUUAUUUGAUCGAAAGGCUCAUAAUAAUUUUAUACAAGUUCAAAGAACAUUUUUAAGAGAACUUGUCUUACCCUUAAUAAGUUCUCUCAAGACUCUUGACACUAGCACCAUUACCCAAUUAAUGCUGAAUCAAGUUAAACGAAAUUAUUCCAAAUGGGCAAAAAUUGAAAAAGAUGAAACAAAAAAAGCGAAAUAUUUAAAUGAAUUAUUAGCUGAUGUCCCCAAUUCAUGGAAAAAUGCUUAUAUGCCGAAUUUUAGUAUAUAUAAAUUAUAA